Molecule: messenger RNA, 1101 nt
Organism: Cyclocybe aegerita
Lineage: Eukaryota; Fungi; Basidiomycota; Agaricomycetes; Agaricales; Hemipholiotaceae
Source: the annotation of a GenBank genome assembly
AUGCUCUCUCGUCCGGUUUUCGUCUUGCGACCACGUCUCCGCGCUGCCUCUCGCCCUGUGGCAAGCUCCUCGUGCAUACUACAGAAGCGGACUAUUGUAUCCUCUCUUCCUCGCCGUAAUGAAGCCAAUGUCGAGUCGGAGGCCACCGGAACGGAGAUGGACUUCGAGGACAUGGAUGACCUGAUGGGCUCUCCUCAGAGCGAAGGAUCUGAGCCGGCCAACUACCGCGAGUUCAUGGAGAAGAUUGGUCACAAGUAUCGCUAUGCGAGUCCAAGGCGCUACCUUGGAGAGCAGCCAUUCCCGAUGAACCCGUCCUUCAAACCACCUCCGCCCAUCUCUGACGCGCAACGCGACGCUAUGUACAAGAUCUACAUGAUGGAUCCUAAACGAAAUGGCGUUCGUCGACUGGCCAAGCGAACCAACAUGAGCAUCAAACGUGUAGACGCUAUCCUCCGGCUGAAAGGUCUCGAGAAUGCAUGGAAAGAGGGCAAGCAACUUCAAACCGGGUUCCAAGUUGGCAUGGAUAAGCUCUUGGGUGCGCAAACCCAUAGCGCCGUCGAUAAUCUCUACAAAGUGGUUGCUGAAUCCGAGAUGUUACUGAAAAAGUGGCAUAGCCGCCCUCGCUUCGGCUUCCACCACCCUAACAACGUCGAGCAUGUUGACUUUAGGCAACCUGACGUGAACGUAGAACGUGCCGAUGUGCAUCGAGCGGAUAUGCUGGAGGAGGAUGAACAACGAGAUGCGGCACGUUAUCGAUACGAACGCCUGUACUGGGAGUCCAUUCCGGAAUCUGCCCGAGAGCCGAUUCUACCAACUAUCUUGCAGCACGUCAAGCAAAAGGCGGAGCUGAAGAAGCUAGAGAACGAUAUCAAAGCCAAUAAGAAAUACAUGACACCUGGACCGGCUUUGCCUUUCCUCAAGCGACCCAAUAAGCCUGUUUUCAUCAAAUCCAGGCUCAACCGUCCCUCUACUAAAUUCGUCGACGUCGGCGCUCAGUUCAUGGACAUCGACGAGCGCAUCAAGCGAAUCGCAGUUUCAGAUCGCAAGGCCAGGAUUCGAGCUAGAAGGGCGGCCGAGAAGAAACUUGCGCAGGGUUUGUAG